Messenger RNA from Argentina anserina (silverweed cinquefoil), 2293 nucleotides. RefSeq lists its product as uncharacterized. The record is from RefSeq and is a predicted model, not a curated record. Gene Ontology annotation, molecular function: 4 iron, 4 sulfur cluster binding; tRNA (N(6)-L-threonylcarbamoyladenosine(37)-C(2))-methylthiotransferase activity. Gene Ontology annotation, cellular component: endoplasmic reticulum. Gene Ontology annotation, biological process: tRNA methylthiolation. Lineage: Eukaryota; Viridiplantae; Streptophyta; Magnoliopsida; Rosales; Rosaceae. The coding region runs from base 270 to 2120 and encodes 616 amino acids. The transcript has 12 exons.
UUUCGUUUUGCUUCGAAGAGAGACUGAGGGAGGUGAACCCAGAAAAACCAUUGCGAAGAGGAAGGAGGUGGCGAGGCCGAGGAGGGUUGCGUUGAUCCUCGUUCUUGUUCUUUGGCUUUCCGGGUUUAGUUGUAGUGUUGUUCCUGGUUGAACCCAGAAAAACCAUCGCGAACCCAGAGACGUCCGUCACUCUUUUCCGACCUCUUUUCCGAAACUGACCCAUCUCCUAAAAAGGGUUUUAGAAUUGAGAAGCGGAAGAAGGUAGCUCCAUGGAGGACAUUGAGGAUUUGUUCAUCGACGCCGGAGCUCCUCCCGGUUUUCGUUUGCCAAUAACAUCCAUCGCACUCAAUCCAAAGAAGAAUAAGAAAAAGCUCAAUCUCAAUGGCCACAGCUUUUCUCAGUCUCAAAUCAAACCCCCUAAAGUCCCCGGCACUGAGACUAUAUAUAUCAAGACAUUUGGAUGUUCCCACAACCAGAGUGACAGCGAAUAUAUGGCUGGUCAACUUUCAGCUUUUGGUUAUUCAUUAAGUGACAAUCCUGAGGAUGCAGACCUGUGGCUCAUUAAUACAUGCACAGUCAAAUCUCCAAGCCAAUCUGCCAUGGACACCUUAAUAUCAAAAGGCAAAGGUGCAAAAAAGCCUCUGGUGGUAGCUGGCUGUGUGCCUCAAGGAAGUCGAGAUAUAAAGGAGCUGGAUGGUGUUAGUAUAGUAGGAGUCCAGCAAAUAGACCGCGUGGUUGAAAUUGUAGAAGAAACUUUGAAAGGUCACGAGGUGCGGCUUUUAAGCCGUAAGACGUUGCCAGCACUGGACCUCCCGAAGGUGAGGAAAAACAAGUUUGUUGAGAUCCUUCCCAUUAAUGUUGGUUGUUUAGGUGCUUGCACGUACUGCAAGACAAAGCAUGCCCGUGGUCAUUUAGGAAGUUACACUGUAGAUGGACUUGUGGGACGUGUAAAAUCUGUGAUAGCUGAUGGAGUCAAGGAAAUAUGGUUGAGCAGUGAAGAUACUGGAGCAUAUGGUCGUGACAUUGGGGUCAAUCUACCUAUUUUAUUGAAUGCAAUCGUCAAGGAGCUUCCUUCUGAUGGAAGCACAAUGCUUCGAAUUGGAAUGACGAAUCCUCCUUUCAUUCUAGAGCACCUGAAAGAAAUUGCAGAGGUGUUGAGGCAUCCAUGUGUAUACUCGUUUCUUCAUGUGCCAAUCCAAUCUGGAAGUGAUGCUGUCUUAACUGCAAUGAAUCGAGAAUAUACUGUGAGUGAGUUCAAGACUGUUGUAGAUACCCUAACUGAGCUUGUGCCAGGGAUGCAGAUUGCAACAGAUAUAAUUUGUGGAUUUCCUGGUGAAACGGAUGAGGAUUUUGCUCAAACUCGUGAUCUUAUUAAGGAGUACAAGUUUCCUCAGGUUCAUAUUUCACAGUUUUAUCCUCGACCUGGAACACCUGCUGCAAGGAUGAAAAAGGUCCCCAGUACUGUAGUGAAGAAUAGGAGUCGUGAAUUAACUUCUGUUUUUGAAGCUUUCACGCCAUAUGUUGGAAUGGAGGGCAGGGCGGAAAGGAUUUGGAUAACAGAAUUUGCCACUGAUGGUAUUCACUUGGUUGGUCAUACCAAGGGAUAUGUACAGGUGCUUGUAGCUGGUCCAGAAAGUAUGCUGGGGACUUCAGCUAUUGCGAAGAUAACUUCAGUUGGAAGGUGGUCAGUAUUUGGAGAAGUGAUUGAGAUUAUCCCUGAAAUGAAUGCAAGGCAGCGCCAGGAGAAUAGCUUCUCCUGCUCAAACAAUUUUGAGACCUGUGCUUGUUCACCAGAGCCUGAAACUUGUGCUUGCGGGCCAGGAAGCUGUGGAGAACAGGGUAAAUCAACAAACUGUUCUGUAACAACUACUGGUGUUCCGCGGGAAGAUCAGGACAUAAAUCUCAUUGGAUGGUUGCUACGGAAGCGAAAGAAUCAAGUUCGGAAGUUCGAGGAGAACGAUAUUGACUUGGGAUCUAAGGAAAAGCAAGAACAAGCCCAAGAAAGCAUUGGUAAUUGGGGUAUUGUGGAUAAGGCACUUGUAGGUGGGAUGCUUGCGAGCUUCCUGACUAUUGUAGCUGUACUAGUACAUCUUGGGAUUAUAAUUAUUUCAUCGAAGUAAAGUAAUUUUAGCUGUAUUAAUCCAAUUUUCGUAAUGCUCAAGUGGAAACUAUUUGUUUGCUUCAGAAAAGAAUUGGUAUGAUUGUAACGUUAUAUUUUGUUUGCAUUCAGGUUUUGAAUCAUGACAGCUAUACAAGUAAAAUCAUGCUAUUUGUUUCAGUGCGUUUCCUCAUU